AUGAGUGGAACAGCCAAGUCAAAGCGAGGAUACGGUCAUCCUCAUCACUUAUUCAAGUUGCCAACGAUGACCGACGCAGUCACCCACAAGGAUUUGACCGAUGAUAAGUUGGAGACGACACAACCACCGGCCGCCCAAGAGGAACUCGGCAACGCAUUGACUAGAUACAUUGUCAAUAAAUGCGAAAAAUUGCGAGAAAAUCCGGUUUACAAGAUAUUGUUCUUCGCUCAAUCCGCACACAUGAUAAUGGCGUUGGCUGUUGUCUUGGUCACCGUGUUGGUGUUUCCCAGCGAAUCAAAGAUGUCAUCGAGGCAAGCCGAACGAAUUAAACUUAGUAAAUUGGUGAACAUUGUGCAUUUGGCAGCAUUCAGCACGCACUUUGGCAUACAUAUUUGGAUGACAUUCAUUUCCGGAGUGUGCUUGUAUUAUAAAUUAUCUAGACAUGCUUUUGGAGACGUCCAAAAGAUAUUGUUUCCCAAAUAUUAUUCUACGAGCAGUCUACUAAACGCGAUAACGCUUAUUCAGUUUAGUAAGAUAUGCGUCGCUAAUAAUGUAUGGGACAUACACACGUUUUUACAGUUGUAUGUAAUGAGUUUAUGUUUCCUGAUGGAACUUGGCAUUCGUCUAUAUGUGGUGCCGCCAAUGUUGCGACUUAUAUCCGCUAAGACGGCCAUAGAGAAGUCGGCGGGCAUCGGCAAUGAAGUGGGCCGCCAAGACCUGGGGCCGUUGGUCAACUGCCCCCAUUACAUGGCUAUCCAUCGGACUUUUCGAAAGGUGCAUAUGGUCAUGGCGGUGUGUAAUAUUAUCACUAUGAUGUGUAAUGUAUUUCAUCUAGUGUAUAUCGCAACCUAAGUUACAUCGCCAUAACCACAACUACCUCAG
Molecule: messenger RNA, 882 nt
Organism: Rhopalosiphum maidis (corn leaf aphid)
Lineage: Eukaryota; Metazoa; Arthropoda; Insecta; Hemiptera; Aphididae
Product: transmembrane protein 205-like
Exons: 4
Coding region: 1-852 (283 amino acids)
Source: RefSeq, a predicted model, not a curated record